AUGACUGGACAUCUAAAAGGAUUUGUUAAAGAACUGAAUGAGGAUAUAUUAGUUACCCAUUGUUUUUUGCAUCGAGAAGCACUUGUUACAAAAUUUUUGCCAUCAGAUUUGAAAAUAGUUCUGGAAGAAUGUGUUAAAAUGGUUAAUUAUAUAAAAUCAAGACCAUUAAAAAGUAGAUUAUUUAGUAAAUUAUGCCAAGCUAUGGAAGCGAAGUAUGAAUCCUUGUUACUCCAUACAGAAGUAAGAUGGUUGUCCAGAGGAAAAGUUAUAUCUCGUGUGCUGAAAUUAAAAGACAAAAUGAAAAUAUUUUUUGAACAAAAUAAAAAUUAUGAAUUUGUUCAUUUGUUAGAAGAUAAAAUAUGGUGUACUAAACUGGCUUACUUAUCAGACAUUUUUGUUAUUUCUAACAACAUCAAUUCAAGUAUGCAAGGGCCUAAUGAAAAUAUCUUAAACUCAACCGAUAAGCUGGUGGGAUUCAAAAAACAAAUAACUCUAUGGAAAAAUAAAGCUCAGGAAGCAUUAGCCAACAUUAAAGCUAAAAAAAGAUCAAGACUGUUAAAUGUAGAAGACGAUAUGAGAGUAGCAUUGUCAUUUUUACGACCAAAUAUAAAUGAAAUUAUCAAAAAACUUCAAGCUCAAAUUUCGCAUUAA
This is a messenger RNA of Diorhabda carinulata, 651 nucleotides long. RefSeq names its product protein FAM200A-like. Lineage: Eukaryota; Metazoa; Arthropoda; Insecta; Coleoptera; Chrysomelidae. The transcript has 2 exons. The coding region runs from base 1 to 651 and encodes 216 amino acids. The record is from RefSeq and is a predicted model, not a curated record.